UGUGAAAUUAGAAGCUCCGUACCGCCUAUAUAUUGAACACAAAUUUGUGCCACCCUCACCACCUUAGUACUCAUAUUUCUCUUCUGCAACUUUUCUUCAAGAAUGGAAGAACAAGAUCAGAAGGAAUUGCAGCUCCUCCCACCCACAGCUUCUUCAUCAUCAUCAUCCUCACUUAAAUUGAUCAGAUCAGCACAGUCGGAUCCCUACGAUGGGCCAUCAUCACUAGACCUUCAAUUGUCGAUUAGCGUGAGGCCAAUUAGACCCCCACGGUCAUCCAAUUGUGUUGCAAUGAAGCCAAUUGGUGGUGAUUACAGUAGCGAUGGUGGUUGUGUUGUCGAGGCACUAAGAUGGCAGGCAGCGGAGCAAAUUAGGCUGGCAGCCAUGGAAAAAGCAUACGCGGAGCGGGUGAGGGAGCUGAGCAGGCGGGAAAUGGAGUUGGCUCAGUCAGAGUUGACACGUGCCAGGGACAUGUGGGAGAGAGCUUGCCAGGAAGUCGAAAAGGCUGAAAGAAUGAAAGAGAAGGCGACUCGAAGGAGGAUAGACUCUUCCUCCAUUACAACUACUACUACUACGUGCAUGGAGAUCACUUGCCAGUCUUGCAGGCAAAAGUUUCGGCCUUAAUUAAAAUCAAAUCCUCCUCCUAUGUAUUUUCAUUCGCACAAUCAUGUAUCGAGAUUCCUAUUACUUCACCUAGGAGAUCUCUAUCUUUAUCCAAAUUUCUGUCAUCUGUUUCAAUAUGUACUCUCAGUUACACUCGAUCAUAUAUUGAGAUUUAAACAGUA
This is a messenger RNA of Camellia sinensis, 782 nucleotides long. RefSeq lists its product as uncharacterized. Gene Ontology annotation, cellular component: nucleus. Gene Ontology annotation, biological process: gravitropism. Lineage: Eukaryota; Viridiplantae; Streptophyta; Magnoliopsida; Ericales; Theaceae. The record is from RefSeq and is a predicted model, not a curated record.